Messenger RNA from Apis mellifera (honey bee), 6320 nucleotides. RefSeq names its product homeobox protein prospero. Gene Ontology annotation, cellular component: nucleus. Gene Ontology annotation, biological process: regulation of transcription by RNA polymerase II. The transcript has 5 exons. NCBI's taxonomy places the organism in Eukaryota, Metazoa, Arthropoda, Insecta, Hymenoptera, Apidae. Gene Ontology annotation, molecular function: DNA-binding transcription factor activity, RNA polymerase II-specific; RNA polymerase II cis-regulatory region sequence-specific DNA binding. The record is from RefSeq and is a predicted model, not a curated record. The coding region runs from base 287 to 3859 and encodes 1190 amino acids.
GAGGAGGUGGAGGAGGAGGAAAAGGAAGAGAAGGAGAAGGAGAGCCUAAAGACGAAGAAAGUGGAGAGGGGAGAGUGUUGGGGAUCAGAGUGGGGAGGAGAAGGUAGAAGGAACGAGGAGAAAAGACGGCUGUGGUAGGGGAAACGGCGAGAAUAGUAGAGUAGAGAAGCAGAGGCAGCGCGCUGAGCCACGAGGGGCUAUUCGAGCGAGAAGGGGAGGGGUGACAAGGAACCCUGGCGGGGAGGGGACGCGGAGGCCUUCGGGGGGCCGACCAACCAGACGGCCGAUGAUGUCAUCGGGGGAGGAGACCGAGUAUUUCGCCCCCUACGGAGCAACUACGGAAAGCAAGCAACAGCGACUCCAGAAGAAGCAGAAGCGCACCAGACAGCGCGUGGACGCCGGCGAGCCGCGCAACAACUACUCGAGUAUACCGCACUUCACCUCCCGGCCAUCCUUCCACGGCGGCGGUGGCCUGUACGGUUCUAUCUUCGGUGGCAGCGGACCAACACACCAGCAACAGCAACAACAACAGCAACAACAAUCGCAGCAACAUCACCCGUCGCAAUCGCAAUCGCAGCAGCAACAACAACAACAACAACAACAACAGCUCCAGCAGCAACAAGCUGGAGCGGCAAGCAGUCAAGGUCAUUUGAGUACAGCUACGACGGGUCCUAGCACUCAGCAGCAUUCCGCCCACGCGGCUUUUGGCUUCUUCGGGGCACCGGGUUACGGCCCCGCCAAGAUGUUGAACGAGCUACUCGGGCGACAGGUCAAACAGGCCAGUGACGCCGGUGGCUCGCCGCCAGAGGGCGGUCACGGGAUGACUGGUGCCGGCAUGGACCCCGCUGCCAAUUUGCAAUCCGGUGCAGUGGUUAAUUGCGACGAUCCCGCCACCGCCGAGCUCACGCAGCACAUGCUCCGCGACAUACUGCAAGGGCGGAAAAUUUCCGCGCUCGCGCUGCAGGAACAGCCCAACAACAAUAACAGUAUACACAGCAACAACAACAACAACACCACAGCGGAUCUACUUAAGUCGCAGCAGCAACACCAUCAAAGCCCUCAACAGCAUAACAACAACAACAACAACAACAACAACAGUGAUAGUGCACGUAGUGGUGCAGUGCAGAGUGGUGGGGAGGAGAGUGGUGAUGGAAACAACGUCGUGAAUAACGCGAGUCACAGUGAUCGUGAUACCGUGAUGCCGGGCGAUGCCGAGGAUAGUGCCGAGGACGCAGCCGCGGCCGCACGUGCCAUGGAGGAGGCAUUCGCUGAAGCUGGUAUGGAGCCUGGCGCGAAUCUCGAUGGGUCCGAUUGCGAGCAGAGUUUACCACCCAGUCCCACGCAGCCUAGGUCGGGGUCCGUGUCCGUCAAGGAGGAGAUACAGGACUCGUUGAAUAUCAAACGUAGCCCCAGUCACUCCCCUUGCCCGAUCGUGCCCAAAACGGAGGCCAAUUCGCCGACCACGGAAACGAAGCGCGCUCGUGUCGAAAAUAUCGUGAGCACGAUGCGCAGCAGUCCAGCCCUACAAACUGCCACGGUGAACGGUUGCAAGAAGCGUAAACUUUAUCAACCCCAGCAACAGACGGUGCACCAUGUCCUCCAGCACACCGUCAACGAUACCAUGAUGGACGACGAGGAGGAGAGCGAGGAGGAGGAUGAUCCGUCGACGAUCAGGCAGAAGCGGGAGGAGAAGGAUAAUCUCCAGACCCAGCUGAAGAAAUUGCACGAACAAUUGGCAGUGAUGCAGCAAAAGUACAAUGAGCUUACGAGCAGAAUCGAUUCGGACGCGGGCGAAAGCAUCGGCGCUCCCCUAAGUCCUCAGCCACCGCUCAAACCACCGCAACCUCAUCCACCGCCGUACAACGGGCUCCCUGCCCUCCCCACCGAACACCCACACGCCGCGGCAGCCGCUAUGUAUCACAUGGGACAGAAACUCUACCUCGAACAGCAACAAGCCGCUCUGGAGAGGAUGAAGCAGCAUCAGGAGGCAGCCGUCAGGCAACAGCAGCAGCAACAGCAGCAGCAACAGCAACAACAGCAGCAACAGCAGCAGCAGCAGCAGCAACACCAACGACAAAGUUCCCCGCCACCCCCUCCGAGUCAACCGCAGCAACAGAGCCAAAGCAAUACAGGCCCGUCCACGCCGCAAACACCGCAAAUGCAGCCGGCCAGCACGCCUCUCCAGCACAAAGAAUUCCAGGAAAGGAUAAAUGUGUUCAGAGGGGCCGCUGCAGCGGCUGGCACCUCGGGCCCCCACAUCACCGACGAAGAUCUCCAGAGCCUGUCCGAUACGCUGAAAGCGGAAAUCACCUCGUACUUGACGAAUCUGAUCGACAAGGUGGUGACGAGGUUCGUCCAACAGAGGAGGUAUCUUGGGAAGCAGAGCGAGGCGGCGCAAGUUGCAGCCGAGCAAUUGAACAAGGAUCUCUUGUUGGCGAGCCAAAUACUGGAGAGAAAGUCGCCGAGGACGAAAGUAGUAGAUAGAGGAGCGCCACAACCACCCGGUGGCCCAAACGGGCCACGGGGGCCCCACAAUGGCGGGCCCCCACCUCCACAGUCUACGGGUUUCCCGCAAAUCGCGUCCAUGGGUGGUGGACCCCAUGGUCCGCAUUCUGGCCCCACGGAAAACAAUCUUAAUCAAAUGAACCAACUGCCCUCGCACGUGAGGGGCAGGAUGUUCCAGACACCGAAACCGCCAACCAUGUACAGCAUGGCCUCCAUGCAGGCGCAGCAGCAACAGCAGCAACAGCAACAUCAACAGCAACGAGAGCAUCAGCAAAGGGAGCAGCAGCAACGUGACCAAUAUUGCAACUUGAGGGGCGACGAGAGAGAAAGCAGGGACUCGGAACAGAACGAGGCGCUUUCCCUCGUAAUGACACCGAAAAAGAAACGCCAUAAGUAUUUCCCUCCGCAGGUGACGGACACGAGGCUUACGCCGAGGACGGUGUCGAGAAUCCUGGCGCAGGAAGGUGGUGGGUCGCAAGGAGGCAGCGAGAGUCCACCACCCCCGCCUCCACCGAGAUCGUAUCACCCGCCACCACCGAUGCUGCCAGUGUCCCUGCCAACCAGCGUAGCGAUACCAAACCCCAGUCUUCACGAAAGCCAAGUGUUCUCGCCGUACUCACCGUUCUUCAACCCCCACGCGGGUCACCCAGGCCAAGUACCACCUCCUGGCCCACAUCACCUGCCUGCCAGCCCUCCGGGUGGAGGUGUAGAUGUCAGGGACUCCCCUCCACUGCCCCACAUGCCAUUGCAUCCUGCCUUAUUGGCGGCUGCCCAGCAUGGCAGUCCAGAUUACGGACAUCUCAGGAUGGACAGCAACGAACGGCCCAACGACUGCAACUCCGACGACAUCAGCUACGACGGGAUUCAGCCUACAUCGUCGAUGCUAACACCGAUACAUCUGAGGAAGGCGAAGCUGAUGUUCUUCUGGGUCAGGUACCCGUCCUCGUCCAUUCUCAAGAUGUACUUCCCCGACAUCAGGUUCAAUAAGAACAACACAGCGCAGCUGGUCAAGUGGUUCUCCAACUUCCGGGAGUUCUACUACAUUCAAAUGGAGAAAUACGCGAGGCAAGCUGUUUCGGAAGGUGUGAAGAACGCGGAUGACCUACGAGUUGGAGGUGACUCGGAAAUCUAUCGAGUUCUGAACCUUCAUUACAACAGAAACAACCACAUUGAGGUGCCGAGCAACUUCAGGUACGUCGUCGAGCAAACGUUAAAAGAAUUUUUCAAGGCGAUUCAAGGUGGCAAGGACACCGAGCAGAGCUGGAAAAAGUCCAUCUACAAAGUGAUCUCGAGGCUGGACGACCCGGUGCCGGAGUACUUCAAGACCCCGAACUUCCUGCAGCAGCUCGGUUAAAUCAGGAGGUCGCGUGGCUCUUGCUCUUCGUGGUGCGCGGGCUCAUCAGCGCUCGUCGGCUCCCGGUAAUAAUACCAAGAAACCAAAAAAGAGAGAGAGAGAGAGAAAAAAAAGGAAGAAGUAAAUAAAUAAUAAUAACGAUAGCGAAUGAAGGAACGGUCAGCGAAGAAGGAUCGCAUCCGCCAGGAGGUACACGUCCUUCGCGUAAAGCGCGUUCAGGUAUCCUUAAACUAACAUAUCGCAGAACGAGCGUGAGAGAGAGAGAGAACGUGAGAGAGAGAAAGAGAGAGAGAGAGAAACAGAGAGAGAGAGAGAGAGAGCGCGAGAGAGAGAAAGAGAGAGAGAGAGAGAGAGUUAGAGGGAGAAUUAGAGAAGAGGGAGGAUUAUACACACACACACACAGCGUAGUUCAAGGGAGGAACGAAACGACACAUACGACGUACACGCGACGUACGGAGGCAUCGAUCAUCAUCAAAUGGAACGAUGAGGAGUGCCGACGAAGGAUCAGGCUGUGACCUAAUCAUACGAGACAACUGUCCACACACAUCGCGGGAUGGGUGGAUAAUUAUUCAAAAUAUAGCUUCGUGCCUUUAUUAAUAAAUAAUCCCGAUCGGGAUCCUCGAUCGGGACUCUACGAGUUACUAGCGAGGCCACGAACUGUCCACCCUAUCCUGCCCACCAUGUGGACCAACACAUGCCCGACGACAAUUCGAGACGACACACAAGUCUUGGAAGAAGAAGAAGAAGAGGAAGAAAGAAGAAGAAGAAAGAAGAAGAAGAAGAACGAGGACGAAAGCGUGGUCAACGAACGGCAAGGAAUUUUACACACAACACAAAUAUAAAUAAUACACACAGCUAUAUUCGAGCUAUAUAUAUAUAUAUAUUGUCAACUAUUAUAUAUCUUGUUUUCGAUUUGUUGCGUUACGCGAGUUCACCGAUUGAAAAUCGCCUAAUUUUUAAGUGGCAUACACUACGGUUUUUCCCCCUCCCCCUUUCCUCCCCCGAUUUAGGGGGGGAGAGAGAGCAUUUUAACAAGGGGAGCGUAUGAUAAUAAUAAUUAAUCCCGCGACGACGGGCGAGGGGGUGGCUUUCGUUCGAGCGAAACGUCGACGAGGUGUGCCUAUAUACGAAACGAUAUAUAUAUAUAUGUAUAUGUAUAUAUGUAUAUGUAUAUAUAUAUAUAUAUAUUUGUCUAUAUGUUUCUAGAAGAAGAGUGGAAACCGAUCGAUGAUAAUUAUUAUCAAUAAUAUGUAUAUGUUGGGGCGAGAGAUCCGCUGGACGGAUCCUCCGCAGCUUCCCGUUGAGAGGCAGAAGAGGAACCCUUCUCGUGGAUCUUCCAGGGGGAGGAACGGUUCGGGACGGACGGCGUUGCCCUUCGUUUCGAACCGUUUCUAACGACUAAGCUAACUCGGAACAACGAUGGCCAGUUUCACUCGGCAUUCGUCGAACUUGUGUGUGUGUGUACCUCGUCGCGGUCCUUUCUUUCUUUUUCUCUUUUUUUUUCUUUUUCAUUUAUCAUUCUCUGCGUACCAAAAAAAAAAGAAAAAAAAAAAGGAAAAAGAAAAAGCGUACCUCGCGAUUCGAUCGAGCGCACCACCCUCCUUUGAACCCUCGUCUCGGUGGCGAUCAUAUAUUCUAUCGCGCGAUCACUGCAACAACAACAACACACUCGCGGGCUCUGUGGAACAGGGCGAGCCUGGAUGAUUUUGUUGUUUCGUGAACAAGAGUAUCCUGGAAUGGCGGUUCGUAAAACCGAAUCGACGGGAACUAGAAACCCAACUAUUUUCUUUUCUCUUGGAAUGGAAAUUUUUUUUUUUUUUUUUAUAUAUAUAUAUAUUAUUUCGUAAGCAAAAAUUGAACUGGUGAUAUCAUCACGCGCACACAGGCGCGAUCAGAAUAUAAAUCCUUUUUGCUCUUAAGUUGUAACGUAUAUAUACACGUUUCUCUUCUCUUUUAUCUUAGCACCAUAGUCGAAUCGAAGAACGCGUUCGAAAUCUCGAAAUAUGUUUUGAUCCUAUUCAAUUCGAUAUUGAAAUUCGAAACAUCCGACGGUGAACAUUCCUAGCGGCGAAAGCUUCGUGAUAAAUUCCAUGAAAUCUCGGACGAGCGUGACGCUGGAAACGCUCGGAACCCGGCCGAAUGCUCUGACGAUGAACGUCGCGAAGCGAACGUCGAUUUAGCUUAGCAACAAAAAAUAAAAAGAAAAAGUAAUAAUAAUAAUAAUUCUCUGUCGUUGUUAAUUUUCUCUCGGCUCGAAAUUCGCUCGCCGACAGGGGAACGAAAACGAAAGAGAUCGUAACGGAGAGAGAGAGAGAGAAAGACCGCGUUGCAUUCGAAAAGAAGGGGAAGAAAUACACGGUGCGAAAAAUAUUGAAUAAGAAGAAAUUCGUAUUCGCGCGUAAUAAGAUGAAAAAGAAAAAAAGAAAAAAAAAGGAAAAAAAGAAAAAAUUACGUAGAGAUG